Molecule: messenger RNA, 4024 nt
Organism: Poecilia reticulata (guppy)
Lineage: Eukaryota; Metazoa; Chordata; Actinopteri; Cyprinodontiformes; Poeciliidae
Gene: cdh27
Product: cadherin 27
Biological process (GO): cell migration; adherens junction organization; multicellular organism development
Cellular component (GO): catenin complex; plasma membrane; adherens junction
Molecular function (GO): calcium ion binding; cadherin binding; beta-catenin binding
Source: RefSeq, a predicted model, not a curated record
GCUUCAGAUCUUAAAGUAACAUGGUUAAAACAGUGACAGGUAUUUCAGUAAGAUAAGGAAGACAAAUAAUCAAAAAAAUACAUUUUGUGUAAUCAUAACAAAAGAGAAUUAUAACCAGGUUACAUCAGAUCGAAAUGAAAAGUAUGCGCUUCAGGCAAAACUCGCAAAGCGCUCCAGUCAGACUUCAAAAAGGCUUUUCCCACAAAAAAGCUUACUGCAGGCCAUCAUGUCGGCAUGUAUCCACAGUGACAAAGAAGAGAUAACAUAGACUUAAGAGUAAUUUGAGGCACUGAAAAUGUGUUCAUUUACAAAGGGCAGUAUUAUGUAAAAUCAACUUUUUUUUAAAGCUUUACAUUAUAAUGUUAUUAAUUCAUGCAAAUAACAGCUGGAGUGUUGCUAUGAUUCUUUCAUGAUAAAUUGUUUAAACUCCCGUGGCAACCAUUCAGCUAAAAUGCCUGGGUGGACCUAGCUCCGCCUUCGAGGACACAGCUCCUCCUCGGAGCUGUAGUUUCCAGCCCUCCCCCUGCAUCUCCCCCACUCAGCUCCUUCAGACUAGCCAGCAGCAAUUAGCAUACACCUGGUGGAACUGCACAUCAGCUGAACUCAUUAUACGAGCUACGUCUCAGUGCAUGGUAAAGAUGUUGUUAAAAGGUUAAUGGAGGAGCCAUGUUGUGAUGACUUUCUGAAGGUGGAGAUUCAGAUUUUUAAAGACACAGAGGCCCCAUUUCAGGGCAUUAAAUUAAGUCAACUUUCUCUUAAGUCAUAUUUUGUAUAUACAGCAUUUUUACAACUGGAGGUAAAUUUUGUCAUAAUAAAUCUACAAGCUUCAUGCAGUUUAGGAGGUUUAAUGUAGCUCCCAACUGAGGAUAAUACAUGACUAAUAUUUUUUUUAUAGAAACAAGUUUAAAUCAAAAAAGUACAGCAUGUUCAUCCCCAGAGACGUGAACUGGUAGAAACUUGGUUGUGGUAGAGCACCUGCUCUUUCUCCUCUAAAAGUGUCCUUUUGACUUUAAUUUUUAUUUUAUUUUUUUUGUGUGGUGCCAAAGACAGCAUUUCUGGAUUUUGAAGCUUAUAUUACUAGAGUCCCUCAUUUUUGUAAUUUAACCUGACAGGAAUCUGUCUGCUCCAAAUAUGCAAAUAUUUUGUUAUCCAAUCUGACUGAACAAAGGGAACAGGAAGAACAUGUCCCUCUUCUAUCUGACUUUUACUUCCUUAAAGAUGUACAAAUCCAUUUACGUUUUGCAGCUGUGAGUUUUUUCCAUCAAAGUCAUCAUGCAAAUGAAACACUGCAAAUAAUUUGGCACGAUGCCACACCUUAUGCGCCCAAAACCUGAUCGUCUGCACAGUAAUCGGAGCAGAUCCCCUCCCCCAUGACGUCUUUAAAGCCAUAAUUUAAAAAAAUUGCCUAAGCUGGAAGGGGCAGAGACGGCUGUAACCUGUGAUUGUGACAUUUAUGCAGGUGUGUGUGAAGGCUGGAGUCCAGGUUUUUUGUCAACACACACACGUCCGCCAGCACUUCAGGCACUGAACAAGCAUCAUGCUUCUCUUAACCCUGCUGAUAUUUUUGCUGCCAAGUCCGUCAUGCACAGCGGCGCAGAGCCGCCAGAAGAGAGACUGGAUCGUCGACUCCUACGAGAUAGAAGAAGGGAACCCGGGACCCUUCCCUUACGUUUUGGGCAAGGUAUCUAUCGACCGCAAAUAUCAAGUAUUGUUUGACCUGAAAGGCCAAGGAGUGGACAAGGACCCGAAGGGAGUCCUCGGAAUCGAAGAGUCGACGGGCAAGAUUGUUGUCUACAGGCCGGUGGACUACGAGGAGUACAAAGUGCUAAAGCUAAGUUUUGAAGCCAAGAAGAAGGAGGACCAGUCUAUCGACACUCGACUAGGAAUUGAGAUUGCAAUUCGGGACAUCAAUGACAACCCGCCACUCUUCGUGGUAGAUCGGUAUAACGUCACAGUGGAAGAGGCUCUUUAUCAAGGCUCCCAUCUCCUCACCGUAUUGGCCCAGGACAUAGAUAAGCCAAAUACCCGCAACUCGACUUUCCACUACGCCAUCAAAUCGGUUUCCCCAGAAUCUUCGAACAUCGAAUUUGUCCUCAAAGAAACUGGAGAGCUGUCGUUUAAAGGCUGUUUCGAUCACGAGGUGGCCAGCAAGCACACGUUGGUGAUAGAGGCUAUAGACCAUGGUGAGGUCAUCCAGCUGUCCAGUUCAAUCACAGUCCUCAUCAAUGUGGAGGAUGGUAAUGACCACCUUCCAGUCAUCACGGGUCAAACGGGCUCAGGCAAAGUGAAGGAAAACAAGCUUGGAGUCUCUCCUCUGCGCUUCCAUGUGACGGACAAAGACAUGACACAUAGCAAAGCCUGGAGAGCCAAAUACACCAUUCAAGGAGACAAGGGAGGACACUUCAAGAUAGAGACAAACGCAGAGACUAAUGACGGGAUUUUGACUGUUGUGAAACCAUUAGACUUUGAAGAUGGAGCAAUGAGAGAGCUAAAGAUAUCGGUUGAAAAUGAGGCGCCGUACUUCUCCUGCAAAGUGAAAACGCGGCCGUCCACUGGCCUCUGGGAUGUUGAUUUCACUGAUGAGCAAAUUGGUGGCAAGAGAGUUCAGCCUAACACCAAAACAGUUGUCAUCGAGAUAGAGGACGUGAACGACCCCCCGAACUUUGUCGUGACCGUCAAAAAGGCCAACCUAAAGGAGGAUGCGCCGAUCGGAACCUGGGUGGAGAAAGUGAUUGCUGUGGAUCGAGAUGCCACUGCUUCAAGCGAUUUCAUCUACAAAGUGGGACAUGAUCCAGCAGGCUGGAUGAAUAUUAAUCCCCAAACUGGAGACAUCACUACCAGAAAGAUGGUGGACAGGGAAUCCGACCAUGUUGUCAACGGCGUUUACACCGUAAUACUGCAUGCAGUGGAUAAAGGUGAGCCACCCAUGACAGGCACAGCUACACUGAAGAUCCAUGUUAUUGAUAUGAAUGACAAUGUACCAGAACUGGAGGUGAACCAUGUGGCUGUCUGCAUGUCCGACAACCAAACUUCCAUCAACAUCUCAGCCACUGAUCUAGACGCUUCUCCGUAUGGAGGGCCUUUCACAUUUGAGCUGCUUGGGGACGUCAAAGGAAAAUGGAAACUGGAUCCAUCCUACGGUUUCACAGCAGGCCUGGUGAGGCUCUCUCGUGUGCCUGCUGGUCGUUACACUCUUGGAGUGAAGGUGUCAGACCUGCAGGGGGCGUAUGGCAUUUACAAGCUGAACGUCACCGUGUGCUCCUGCUUGGUGGUUCCCCACUGCCGCAUUCGGAACUCGGCGAUUAGCAGCUCUGGCGCUGUAGGCAUCGCACUGCUGCUUUCGUUAGCUUUAUUCUUGCUGGCAGUGUUGGCUCUAAUUACCAUCUCCCGCAAAGCAGUGUUUAUGCCCGCACACGAAAUCUCUGACGUUAAUGGAUACCUAAUGAUUGGAAACAUUGAAGCACCAGGGAGGAAUGUUGAGUUUGAAAAGUUAGAGGAACGGGUUACACUGUAUGUGCAACGUAAAAACUUGAGGUGUUCAGGUGAAUUUACACAAGACAUUUCGAAAGGUAGAGACGACGGCUUCAUCAGUAGCAACUCAUGGAGGUACAGGACGAGUAAAGACAGGAACAAGUUAGGGGAAUUGCCACUGUAUGAGCAAUCUGAAAACGUGAGGUUUUCGGAUGAAUUUACACAAGACAUUUGCAAAGGUAGAGACGACGGCUUCACCAGUAGCAACUCAUGGAGGUACAAGACGAGUAAAGACAGGAACAAGACUGAAGACUGCAACGCCAAGAGCUGCUACCCGCUGUCUGAUGAAAUGCUACUUCUCCUUCAGAGGAGGCUCUCUUCUUUACAAGAACCAAUGGCCGAGCUGCUUGAUUAUGAACCUCAAACCUACGCAGAGGAGGGGGAUCCCUAUAGUCCUGCAGAUCUGAGUUACCUCGACAUUCCUGAUGAGCAUGGUUCACUUCAUGAAGUGAACCAUGAGAAUUCUCCUUGAGAAUUUAGGCCCACAGUUUAA